GUGGGUCAUGGGUGACCCGUCUCCUUACAUCUCCUUCCUCUAACCCCAAAUCAGAAAGAGCCCCAGUUUCUGGCUGGGUUUUUCUCUCUCAACACUCUCCAAAACUUCUCUCUCCCUCUCUCUCUCUUUCUCAGAUUAAGUCCUCGUAGUAUCUAAUUACCUCCAACAGGAAAAAGGAGAAAAAAAGAAAAGAAAAUCCUCGUGGGUCUUUGAUCGUCACUUUGAUUAGAGAAGACAUGGCGCUGAAUCUCCGGCAAAAGCAAACUGAAUGCAUUCUCCGCAUGCUGAAUCUGAACCAACCGCUGAAUCCCGGAGCCGGCGCCGGCAACGACGAGGAGGUCUACAAGAUCCUGAUCUACGAUCGCUUCUGCCAAGACAUCCUUUCUCCCCUCAUCCACGUCAAGGACCUCCGCAAGCACGGAGUUACCCUUUACUUCCUCAUCGACAAGGACCGCAAGCCCGUCCUCGACGUCCCUGCCCUCUACUUCGUCCAGCCCACUCCCCACAACAUCCGCCGCAUCGUCCUCGACGCCUCCAAUUCCCUCUACGAUUCCUUCCAUCUCAACUUCUCCUCCUCCAUUCCGAGGCCCUUGCUCGAAGAUCUAGCCUCCGGUACCCUCAACUCCGACUCCAUCCACCGCAUCUCCAAAGUUCACGAUCAGUACUUGGAGUUUGUCACCUUGGAAGAUAACUUGUUUUCCCUCGCCCACAAGACUUGCUACCUUCAGCUCAAUGAUCCCUCAGCCGGGGACAAGGACAUUGAGGACAUCGUUGACAGAAUCGUCGCCGGCCUCUUCUCCGUCCUGGCUACUCUUUCCGUUGUUCCCGUGAUUAGGUGCCCCCGCGGCGGCCCUGCCGAGAUGGUGGCCUCCCGCCUGGAUCAGCGUUUGCAGGACCAUCUCUUGGCCAAGAACAAUCUCUUUACCGAGGGCGGAAACUUCGCCAGCUCCUUCCAGAGGCCCGUCUUGUGCAUUUUCGAUCGGAAUUUUGAGCUGUCGGUGGCCAUUCAGCACGACUUUAGGUAUAGGCCGUUGGUCCACGAUGUGCUCGGAUUGAGACUGAAUAAGCUGAAUGUGCAGGGCGAGAAGGGCGGGAUGAAAUCCUACGAGCUGGAUGGGUCUGAUCCCUUCUGGGUUGCAAACGGAGCGUUGGAGUUCCCGGAUGUGGCUGUUGAGAUUGAGACUCAGUUGAACAAGUACAAGAAGGAUGUGGAGGAAGUCAACAGGAAGACUGGUGGAGGCGGUGAUGUGGACUUCGAUGGUAACACUAAGCAUCUGAUGAAUGCGGUCAAUUCUCUUCCGGAGCUGACUGAACGGAAGAACGUGAUUGACAAGCACACUAAUAUUGCUACUGCGCUCUUGGGUGAGAUCAAGGAGAGGUCUCUUGAUUCCUAUGCCAAGAAAGAGAGUGACAUGAUGGUGAGGGGUGGAAUUGAUCGAAAUGAGCUCGUAGGAGUGCUCAAGGGAAAGGGGUCCAAGUCGGAUAAGCUGCGCUUUGCUAUCAUGUGUCUUAUUUCUACUGAAAACAUCCCGCAGUCAGAGAUUGAAAUGGUCGAAUCGGCAUUGAGGGAGUCUGAGGUGGAUACUAGCGCAUUCCAGUAUGUCAAGAGGAUAAAGUCGUUAAAUGUUUCGUUGUCAUCAGCAAGUGCCGCUAGCAGGAGCAACAUUGUUGAUUGGGCUGAGAGACUCUACGGGCAGUCAAUUAGCGCUGUCACUGCUGGUGUGAAGAAUCUGUUGUCUAGUGAUCAUCAGUUAGCCUUGACAAGAACGGUGGAAGCGCUAAUGGAGGGAAAACCAAAUCCUGAAGUUGAAUCCUAUCUUGCUUUUGAUCCCCGUGCUCCAAAAUCGAGCUCUGGAGCGAGCAGCAGUCACCUGAAAGGACCAUUUAAAGAAGCUAUUGUGUUUAUGAUUGGUGGUGGAAACUAUGUGGAGUACGGAAGUCUGCUGGAGCUGGCUCACCGGCAGCAGCCUGUAAGACAUGUUAUCUACGGCACAACAGAGAUUCUCACUGGUGGAGAGUUUGUGGAGCAGCUAGCGUCGCUGGGACAUAAGAUGGGAUUAGGAAGUAGUGCUGCUGCUGCUGCUCCCCCAGCCCAUUGAGAGUUGAUUAUGGAUGCUGCAAGGAACAUAUGAUAUUUGUACAUUUGGGACUGCUGUUGGGAGCGGCACUGAUUGGAGAGGAGUUCAACGUCAUUACUUGCACUUUUCUUGAAUAGGAAGACGAUGACUACAUAUUUGUGGGACAUAAGAGGGGACCGGUUGGAUGCUUGAUGAAGUAGGCAGGUUUUAUACUACCUUCUCCUUCCAGUUUUUCUGUCGUCAUGUACUUUAUAUUGUCAACAUUGAUAUAUAGCUAGAAACAUUUUUGUAGGCUGAUGUUACUUCUAUUGUUCUUUUAUGGUCAGCUGUAGAUUGUCUGAUUAUGCUCCUAUGUUCUUGUCAUUCUUCAUCGAUGAUGCUCGAGGUAUUUGUAAGUUUGACAGAGAAUUUUGUUUGGUUA
Messenger RNA from Coffea eugenioides, 2499 nucleotides. Its product is annotated as SEC1 family transport protein SLY1. Gene Ontology annotation, cellular component: Golgi membrane; cytosol. The coding region runs from base 237 to 2099 and encodes 620 amino acids. NCBI's taxonomy places the organism in Eukaryota, Viridiplantae, Streptophyta, Magnoliopsida, Gentianales, Rubiaceae. Gene Ontology annotation, molecular function: syntaxin binding. The record is from RefSeq and is a predicted model, not a curated record. Gene Ontology annotation, biological process: intracellular protein transport; endoplasmic reticulum to Golgi vesicle-mediated transport. The transcript has 2 exons.